Caenorhabditis elegans is the source of this 2789-nucleotide messenger RNA. RefSeq names its product Protein MAK10 homolog (gene natc-1). The record is from RefSeq and is marked reviewed. Gene Ontology annotation, cellular component: cytoplasm; NatC complex. Lineage: Eukaryota; Metazoa; Nematoda; Chromadorea; Rhabditida; Rhabditidae. The transcript is spliced from 8 exons. Bases 42 to 2441 code for a protein of 799 amino acids.
GAUUUCUUCAAAGUUUUCUAAUAUUCAGCUUUACGGGUCCAAUGCCUGGUGCAAUGGAAUCUCCAAACGAAAGCGAAGACGUUUCCAAAACGUUUUUUAAACUUUGCGAUGGCUUGCGAUUGGGCGAACUGGUAACCACAGAGCAUUUUCGGCUCUCAGAUGUCAUGUCAGCAAUUGAACUGGGAGAACCGAAAAUGGACGUUGGAGUAGGAUCAAAACACAUUAAAACAUUGAAAGAAGCGAUUAGUGGGGGACUCUACGCCGACGAUUAUCCUUUUCAACUUGCAAUUAUGGAUAGUACGUUAGCGAUGGUUGUCGCUUGGCUCGAAGGAAGUGCACUUGGAUCGACAGUCUGGACAAACGUGCUGCUUUCAAAUGUGACUUUUGUUAAACAUCCCGUUUUCCACCCAUUCGCAUCCGGCGUCAAUCUUUUCAUUCGAAAUGCUCAUGCACUUAUCAACAGUGUUGGUAACCUAGAAGAGUUACCCGAAGAUUUCAAUCCACAAAUGCUCUUCAGUCAUCAGAGAUGGGCUCCUCGCAGAGUCGUCGUUCAGCUUAUGCGAGAACAGGUUACAUUGCUCGGUACUACUGGAAGAAAGUGGAGAGAGUCAGCAUUCAGUAAACAGGCGUACGAUAUUUGCUGUGCUGUUGCAUCCCGUCUUGAAAUGUUUAUUAUGCUUUUGGAAAUUAUUGGCUUAUUGGUUGCACCAGAAAUUGAAGAUCCUAACUUCGAUCACAAAGUUCAUCUGGGGGAUUUCUAUGUUCACGAAAAAGAAUAUGAAGGAGCCGAAGAGAAUUCUGACGAAAAAUCAGAAGAAUCCACGUCUGAUCCAACGCCUUCAAGUGAAGCAAAAUCGGAAACCACAGAGAAGAAAGAACAGAAAAGUAAUGAUGAAGCAACAGAUGAAACUGAUCAAAAUGAUGAUGAAAAUGUAGGCGACGACGAAGAUGAAGAUGAUAUGAAACAAUUCAAGCCCAAUUUUGGAUUCGCCUCGAUUUUGGCUGAAAGACUGUGCAAGGUCACAAAGGCUUAUGCGGAAACAGUUAAAUUAGGAAGAAGAGCACCCGACAAUAUUGAUGGUGAUGGUGACUACCUAUGGCUUGGCGCAUAUGAACCAAAAACUUGUAUACGAAUGAUCCCGGCAUGCUUCCCUCGAAAAAUCAAGGUUCCAUCAAGACAAGAAGCUGCUGAUUGGUGGGUGAAGUGUGCUGAAAGAAUAUAUCACCUAUGCAUUGUCACUCCAAAAACUUCAAAAGAUUUGAACUAUUUGUUCUACUUUGCGAGAACUUUCGGUCAGAAUGCAUGCGUCUUCACCAGAUCUCUUCUUCAAAUUUGCAUGUUCCCAGUCGACAACCAUCUGUGUGGUGAUGAGAAUCGAUCAAUUGCUGACGCCGUUGAAUACUCACUGAGCAACUGCUUCUGCCCACAAAUUCUUGAUAGAGUAUCUCCUGUUUACAAAGAUCAAACUGCUCAAAGUCUAUAUGUGUUAUUUUUGAAUCACAUGUCAAAACUCGCAAUCACCGUCUAUGGUAGUUUUGGAUGCAAUUUAUCCCGUCAAAGAGAUCGUCUUGAGAUGGCCAUUGAAGAUCUUGGUCAAAUCCAUUCAUAUGCUGGACGACUGGAAGAGCGAACUGAUGAAGUAUUGCUUAGCGGAAAAAUGGUUACUGCAAAAGAGCAGAACUACUCAUAUCACUCAGUGGCUACAUUUGUGUUUCACAAUCUUCUUGCAAUCAUUAACCAUUAUUUCGAACUUGGAUUUCGAAUGGACCUUUACGUUCCUUACGAGUUCCCAUACAUUUACUGGUUUAUUGGUUCAGUUCAAGCACAUUGGAUGAGAACAACUUUGGAACGGAGUCAAGAAAUUCAGCUGAACGUUUAUCAAGCAAAUCCACUGAGAGAGACUAAAAACAAAAAACUGUGGGAAGAGAGAUGUAAACUUGGAGAAGAGUUGAAACGUCGUGUCGCUGCUCAUCAAUUCAGUGUUCUCAAUCAAAUCGCAAUUUCAAUGAUUUCUGAUGGAGUUGUGAGACUGACAGUUGUUCUGAUUCGUAAAGGAAUCAUCAAGAUGCCGAAGGGUGGAGAUGAUGCUGAAAAACUAAGAUUCGAAAGACGAUUCGAACCAUUCGACUCACUUGGGCCUCCAGUUCGUGUGGAUUACGAACGUUUUAAAAGUGAUUCGGGAAUUGACCAAAUGUAUGAAGACAAGAUUGAGACACUGAUCGAUCAAGCUCAGAAAAGUUUCAAUGAAGCACGUGAACAUCUCGAAAAAAUCGAUAACUCUGUGGAGCAAAAUCGCGAAAUGAUGCAAUUGAUCCACGUGGCGAAAUCGAACAUUAUUGCUUGCAGAGUUCUGAAACUUGAUUUGACGGACAGAAAUGUCGUUUGGUCGUUUUCAGAAGAGAUUCCAAUGUUUCCAUGUCUAAAAAUUAGCAAAAAGUGAUGACAACUCUACUCUUGUUUGCCAAUUAUUGCUGCGAUCUCUCCAACAGUCACAAUCCAUCAGUAGAUUCAGAAAUAUUCAAGAAUCAUCUCAAUAGAAUGCCAUAAGUCCCCCGUGUUUUUCUUUCAUGUAUUUUAUAUAAUCAGCUAAAUAAUUAUUCAUAUUUCGAUUUUUGUUUUCAUAUUUUAUUGAUUGAGUAAUUCAGACUAGUGAACCCCGCCUCCCCGUCUUCUUUCCUUUCAUAGCACACGAAUUUUCUCGGUUGGUACAGUACAUUCACAUUGUUCUCAGAGAUAUCGAAAUACAUUUCAAAUCAAAUUUUAUGCUUCUAUGAACUUGUUUGUUUUC